AUGAACAGAUUUAGAAUAUUUCAAAAAUAUAAUUCGUGGUUAAACAAAUAUCCAUACCGUACUAAUGCACUUACUACUGGAGCAUUAUUUGGUAUUGGUGAUAUAAUUGCACAAGAAAUAUUCCCAAAGGAAAAAGAUUUAAAAAAAUUUGAUAUGAAUCGAACCAUUCGUGCGACAACUUAUGGUACGGUAAUAUUUUCAGUAAUUGGUGAUAAAUGGUAUAAGACAUUAAAUCGUAUAAGCUUACCACAAUUAAAUAAUACCAAUUCGAAGAAAAAAAUUAUUACAUUAUUACUUCGAGUUAGUAUUGAUCAAAUAUUAUUUGCACCAUUUGGUUUAAUAUUAUAUUAUGGAUCGAUGUCCGUAAUGAAUGGUGGAAAUCUACAAAAUGUGAGAUCGAAACUUAAUUCACAAUUUUGGCCGACAUUGUAUGCAAAUUGGUUAGUUUGGCCAAUGGUACAAUUAAUGAAUUUUUCAAUUGUGCCCGUUCAAUAUAGAUUACUAUGUGUUAAUAGUAUUGCAUUGUUAUGGAACACAUUUCUUUCAAUGCGAAACGCCCAAUAG
This is a messenger RNA of Maudiozyma saulgeensis, 564 nucleotides long. NCBI's taxonomy places the organism in Eukaryota, Fungi, Ascomycota, Saccharomycetes, Saccharomycetales, Saccharomycetaceae. The record is from the annotation of a GenBank genome assembly.